AUGGUGACGCGGGGGCCGGCCCAGGCCCUGCCUGUCUCCAGUGGACCCGCGCCCCGCCCCCUGCAGGCUCGAACUCUGUCUCCUGACAGCCAGGAUCCCACCUCCUACCGGCCUAGACCCGGCCCCCUGCCUGUCCUCCUCCUAAUGGCCCAGACCACAACCCCUGGCAGCCUUGACCCGCCCCCUGCCUGUCCUGACCCGCCUCUCGCUGGCCCGAGCCUGCCCCGCCUCCUGCUGGCCGGGUCCCCACCCCGCCUCCUGCCGGCCCCAUCCCGCCCCCUGUCUGUCCAGACCCGCCUCCUACCGGCUUUGGUCCCCGCCCCCUGCCCGUCUAGACGCGCCUCCUGCUGGCCCGACCCCGCCAGAGACAACUGCUUUCCGCAGAUAAGAGGGAGCCUCCUGUCUGUCCAAACCACAGCCCCUCCGCUCCAGCCAAGGCCUGCAGAGUAG
This is a messenger RNA of Equus caballus (horse), 450 nucleotides long. The record is from RefSeq and is a predicted model, not a curated record. Lineage: Eukaryota; Metazoa; Chordata; Mammalia; Perissodactyla; Equidae.